CGGUUUUUAACCACUUCCUUUCCUUUACCACAUCCGCCAGCGCAACACACAGCGCAUACCGAACCAAUUUCACAAACAAACAAACAAACAAAACAAUGACAGACAGAGGGAACAGGGGCGGCCGUGGUGGUGGCGGCUACCGGGGCGGUCGCGGAGGAAACCGUGGAGGAGCAGGUGGUUCCGGCUCCGGCGCCGGUGGUGGCCAGGGAGGAGGAGGUGGUGGUGCUCAGGGCGGUGACCGCGGCGAGCGCCCCAAGAAGGAAAACAUUCUCGACCUCAAGAAGUACAUGGACCAGCGCAUUACUGUCAAGUUCAACGGUGGACGUGAAGUUACCGGUACACUCAAGGGUUACGAUGCGCUUAUGAACUUGGUUCUGGAUGACGUGCAGGAAGCUGUUAGAGACGAAGAAGGCAACGAAACCACCCGCCCCCUUGGACUUGUUGUCGCGCGCGGCACGCUCCUUGUGGUGAUCAGCCCCGUCGACGGAAGUGAGGUGAUUGCGAACCCCUUCGCGCAGCAAGAGGAGGAAGCUUGAGCAGAGGGAAACCCUCUCGUAUGGAGAAAGAAAUCAUGAACCUGGACCC
Neurospora tetraspora is the source of this 585-nucleotide messenger RNA. RefSeq lists its product as uncharacterized. The transcript is spliced from 3 exons. NCBI's taxonomy places the organism in Eukaryota, Fungi, Ascomycota, Sordariomycetes, Sordariales, Sordariaceae. Gene Ontology annotation, cellular component: U2-type prespliceosome; catalytic step 2 spliceosome; spliceosomal tri-snRNP complex. The coding region runs from base 96 to 536 and encodes 146 amino acids. Gene Ontology annotation, biological process: nuclear-transcribed mRNA catabolic process; mRNA splicing, via spliceosome. The record is from RefSeq and is a predicted model, not a curated record. Gene Ontology annotation, molecular function: RNA binding.